GUGCUUGGGCGCCGCUGCUUGGGCGCCGCUGCUUUGGCCGUCUUACCUCCGCGGUGCCAUGGCGGUGUCUGCCCGGUCCGCGCGGGUCCCGCCGGACUCACAUAAAGUACAGAAAGACAAGGCUGGACAGUCUUCAGGGCCCAGGCAGGGCAGCGGAAUGGGGACACUCUUGGGGUUUGAGUGGACAGAUGUUUCCAGCUGGGGAAGGCUGGUGACCCUGCUGAAUCGACCAACGGAUCCUGCCAGCCUGGCUGUCUUCCGUUUUCUCUUUGGGCUGAUGAUGGUGUUGGACAUUCCCCAAGAACGGGGGCUCAGCUCCCUGGACCGAAGAUACCUGGAUGGGCUAGAUGUGUGCCGCUUCCCCUUGCUGGACGCCCUGCAGCCACUACCACUUGACUGGAUGUAUCUUGUCUAUACCGUCAUGUUUCUGGGGGCCCUGGGCAUGAUGCUGGGCCUGUGCUACCGGAUGAGCUGUGUGUUAUUCCUGCUGCCAUACUGGUAUGUGUUUCUCCUGGACAAGACGUCAUGGAACAACCACUCCUAUCUGUAUGGUUUGUUGGCCUUUCAGCUAACAUUCAUGGAUGCAAACCACUACUGGUCUGUUGACGGCCUGCUGAAUGCCCGUAAGCGGAAUGCCCACGUGCCCCUUUGGAACUAUGCUGUGCUGCGUGGCCAGAUCUUCAUCGUGUACUUCAUUGCGGGUGUGAAGAAGCUGGACGCGGACUGGGUUGAGGGCUAUUCCAUGGAAUAUCUGUCCCGGCACUGGCUCUUCGGUCCCUUCAAACUGGUAUUGUCCGAGGAGAUGACCAGUCUGCUAGUGGUGCACUGGUGCGGACUGCUGCUCGACCUCUCAGCUGGUUUCCUGCUCUUUUUUGAUGCCUCGAGGUCCAUUGGCCUCCUCUUCGUGUCCUACUUCCACUGCAUGAAUUCCCAGCUCUUCAGCAUUGGAAUGUUCCCCUACGUCAUGCUGGCCAGCAGCCCUCUCUUCUGCUCCCCUGAGUGGCCCCGGAAGCUAGUAUCUCGCUUCCCCGAAAGGCUGCAGGAACUACUGCCCCUCAAGGCUGCCCCUCAGCCCAGCGAGUCCUGCGUGUAUAAGAGGAGCCGGGCCAAGGGUGGCCAGAAGCCAGGGCUGCGCCACCAGCUCGGUGCUGCCUUCACCCUGCUCUACCUCCUGGAGCAGCUCUUCCUGCCCUAUUCCCAUUUCCUCACCCAGGGCUAUAACAACUGGACAAAUGGGCUGUACGGCUAUUCCUGGGACAUGAUGGUGCACUCGCGCUCCCACCAGCACGUGAAGAUCACCUACCGGGACGGCCGCACCGGCGAGCUGGGCUACCUGAACCCUGGGGUAUUCACACAGAGCCGGCGAUGGAAGGAUCACGCAGACAUGCUGAAGCAAUAUGCCACUUGCCUGAGCCACCUGCUUCCCAAGUACAAUGUCACUGAGCCCCAGAUCUACUUUGAUAUUUGGGUCUCCAUCAAUGACCGCUUCCAACAGAGGAUUUUUGACCCUCGUGUGGACAUCGUGCAAGCUGCCUGGUCCCCCUUCCAACGUACACCUUGGCUGCAGCCACUGUUGAUGGACCUGUCUCCCUGGAGGACCAAGUUACAAGAAAUCAAGAGCAGCCUGGACAACCACACUGAGGUGGUCUUCAUUGCAGAUUUCCCUGGGCUGCACCUGGAGAAUUUUGUGAGUGAAGACCUGGGCAAUACUAGCAUUCAGCUGCUACAGGGGGAGGUGAUUGUCGAGCUGAUGGCAGAACAGAAGAAUCAGACUCUUCAGGAGGGAGAAAAAAUGCAGCUGCCCGCUGGUGAGUACCAUAAGGUGUAUACGAUAUCACCCAGUCCUUCCUGCUACAUGUACAUCUACAUCAAUACUACAGAGCUUGCAUUGGAGCAAGACUUGGCUUAUCUACAAGAAUUAAAGGAGAAGGUGGAGAAUGGAACUGAAACGGGGCCUCUACCUCCAGAGCUGCAACCUCUGCUGGAAGGGGAAGUACAAGGGGGCCCUGAGCCAACACCGCUGGUUCAGACCUUUCUUAGACGCCAGCGAAGGCUCCAAGAGCUUGAGCGCCGGAGAAAUACCCCUUUCCACGAGCGCCUCUUCCACUUCUUGCUGCGGAAGCUCUAUAUCUUUCGCCGCAGCUUCCUGAUGACUUGUAUCUCACUUCGAAAUCUGGUAUUAGGCCGCCCUUCCCUGGAGCAGCUGGCCCAAGAGGUGACUUACGCAAACUUGCGACCCUUUGAGCCAAUUGGAGAGUUGAGUCAUUCAAACACAGAUUCUUCAAAUUCUGAUCCUCCUGAGCCAAAUUCUGACCCUGUCCACUCAGAGUUCUGAUGGGGGCAGAUGGUGGGUACAGAUGUGGGAGCAACCAGUCAUAGGACCAUUAACCUAUGCAGUGGAAAUGUGAAGAAAAUGAUACUUUAUACAUUUUCUUCCUUGUCUAUAGUUCUUUUAAAUUCAGAGAGGAUACCUUAGAGAAGCCAAGCAAGGAUAAGCUUUAUCAAAUCAAGGUUGAGGAGCUAGGAGGGGUUUAAAAGCAGUAUGAAAAUGCCCUUCUAGGCUAAAGGGGUAAGAGGUUUAAAGUGACUGGCUCCUUGGGGAAAGAGAUUUAAUGUACCAUGAUGACAGCAACACCUCACUGUUCUCAAGUACUUGUCAUAUGCCAGGCACUGUGUGAAGCGUUGUGCCUGUAUUACUGCAUUUAGUCCUUACUGACCAUGAGCUCAGUCUGACAGCUGGAGAAAGCGAGGCUGAGACAACAUAACUUGCUCAAAGGCAAUACCUAGUAAGAGAUGUAUGGAUGGUUUGAAUCUCCUCUGUUUGACUUAAGGUCCCGUACCCUGCCUUUUGUCAUUUGCAGAAUCACUGACAUUGAUUAUGAAAUAAUGUAGCUUCAAAUUUUUCUUCUUAGUUACUUAGGAUGGUGAUCAAGUUCUAAAUUCACAGAGUAAUUUUCUCUUCCCUACAGUUGUAGUUUCUUCAUGGUUCCUAUUAUGUAUACAGCCAGUAAGUGUUUCACUAGCAGCUAUGAGAAUAGUUAGAAUAGGACAAGGUUAAACUAAUAAGGAAAUUUAGAUGAUCGGUAGUAGUUCUCUCAAGUUCAGUGUAUUUAGCAUCAUUCUAGCCUUUGAUGAGCAGAAAGUGAUGUAAAGUAGGGAUUAACCAAACUUUGUGAUGGAUUAGGGUAUGUUUGCAGUUAUUUUGUAGGUUUGGAUAUACAGGGUGAUUGAGGAAGCACCUCAAUUCCUUGAAAACUCAAAAGCCUAGCAUUGGGCUAGGAAGUAAGAGUGUAUAGAGAAACAAGAAAAAAAAAAAAAGGCUCCUGCUCUGGGUGCUUGUUCAUGGUCUCACAGCAAAGACUAGCAGUAAAUUGGCAGCCCCAGUAACUUUGAUGAAGGAUGGCAUCUCUAUUUUCAGGCUUCGCUUCCCAACCCCCCCAUCCCCCGUCAGUGGUUCUUUCCUAGGCAGCUGCCUUUUCACUGUACACACUUGCGAUGAUUAUGUCCCCCUCAUGGUUUCUAGUGCUGCUGCUGCUGCUUAGCUUUCUUUCUUGGGCCCUGGACCUAUAGAUCUAACUAGCUCCACCUGGAUAUCCCACAAAGCUUUCAAACUCUGUCCUAAGCAGAACUUAAUUCAUCCCCAACUCAGACCUGCUUCUCUAUUAGUGAGUGGCAACUGCAUUUUUUCUGGCCAAGCCAUCAGAAUAUCUUGUCUUGAGUCUUCCUUUUUUUUCCUCACAUUUCUCAAAUUCCAAGUUGUAUCAAUUCUACCUCUUCUUCAGUCUAUUCAUCUCUACUACCUCUGUGUUCUUUCACCCUUUAUAUUGGAAUCUAGGUAGAGAUAGACCGGAGCAGGUGCAGUUGGGCGUGAAUCAGGGCAUCCCACUGAAGCCUGAUUCCUACGAGGCAUUGUGUGGGUUAGCUAGCUGUAGCUGAGCCACCGGGUAUCUUGAUCACUUGUCAAGAAUAGUGUGGGGGGAACACUGGUUCUCAAUAGUUUUGCAGAUCUCAGUGACGCAAUAUACCUUGGCAUAAUGUCCUUUGCUAGUAAGUUCAGCUAUCUUCUGUUCCCCUGCGCUACCCCCCCACCCCAGCUCAUUACUUGACUGGUAAGAAAAGUAGUUCUUCAUUUGGGGAAGGGACUCUUACAGUAGUUUUAAUAUAGGCAAGGAUGCUAUCCCAAAACUGUGAGCAUACCACCUCUUUCUCCCAGUGAAAAUGUUGGGGUGGGAUGGAGUGGAAAGGUGGUCGUCUUAAUACUGUUUACGAGAAAAGCUGUUCAGUGGAAUAAAUGAGUUCAGAUUCAGGAAAAAUCGGGCCCCGUGUAGCUGUUAUAGGAAUGGGCUAUCAACAUCCUUUUAGCCGGGCUUUAGUAUUCCAUUUCAUUCUACUCCCAGCAUUUGGAUCUUUUGUCGCUGGCCAGGUUAUCCCUUCAAAACUUUUCCAUAACAUGGCAUGCUUUGAUAUUCAACCAUUUGUAGUCACCAUCACCCCACUUGACACCUUUGCUUUUCUCCUCCCUGGGCUGGUUACUAUUUCUUCACCUUAUUUUUAGAAUCUUUUCCCCCCAUGUUAGGCAGAAGACAGGGCCUUUUUACAAAAGAUUCUUCUCCAAGCUCCUUGAGGUCCAGUAUCUUCCUAGUAAAUACCGAACCUAACAAUUUCUCUGGUGCUGUCCCACCAGCCUACAGGCACCCAGCUCUUCCCCAUUCCCCUUAUUUGACCAGCAUGGUUGUUUUUACAGCAAUGCACUAUUCUCUAGAUAAGGCUUUUUUGAAACUUUUAAAGACCUUCAGAUCUAACUUUGCCUUCCCUCCCAACAGUUACACAUUUUUAAGCCUCCAAAUAGGUAUAAUCAAGCAUUCCUUGGGCCUCACACCACUACUUGAUUUUCAUACAUGCUCGUGUAAACAUGUGCCAAAUGGCUAUCUGUACUUUAGCUCCUAGGCUUAAAAAGGGAUGGUUCUUGAGUAGACCUCUACAAACUCAGAAUAAAGGUUUUAAAAACUUACAGCAUCUUCACUGUAAUUUCGUGACCUAUCUUAUAGAUUAGAACCUGGCCCCCUCACCACUGUUCAAAAAUUUUGCCAAAUUGUAUCAUGUACUGAACAUGUAUGUAACUUGCAGCCUUAACGCCUGUUUAUAAUAAAGGUAUUAAUACUUAA
Molecule: messenger RNA, 5165 nt
Organism: Leptonychotes weddellii (Weddell seal)
Lineage: Eukaryota; Metazoa; Chordata; Mammalia; Carnivora; Phocidae
Gene: GGCX
Product: gamma-glutamyl carboxylase
Biological process (GO): peptidyl-glutamic acid carboxylation
Molecular function (GO): gamma-glutamyl carboxylase activity; vitamin binding
Source: RefSeq, a predicted model, not a curated record